GAAGGACACAGACUUUAGGGCGGGGAGGACAUUCGGUCUCUGUGAGCUGCAGCUUGCCGGAGCGGACAGACCGUCUUGUCUCCGCCAUUUUAGGAGGAUGUUUUCGUCCGUGGCGCACUUGGCCCGCGCCAACCCCUUCCAAGCACCCCACCUGCAGCUCCUGCUGCAGCCCGAAGCCGAUGCCAGCCCCGCGGGGCCCCCGGGCGCGCCUAGAGGCCUCCGCCCGCGCAGCCUGGCUGCAGCCGCCGUGGAAGAGCAAUAUAGCUGCGAAUAUGGAUCUGGCAGAUUCUUUGUCCUUUGUGGCCUCGGAGGAAUUAUUAGCUGUGGCACAACUCACACAGCAGUGGUUCCCCUAGAUCUGGUUAAGUGCAGAAUGCAGGUGGACCCCCAGAAAUACAAGGGCAUCUUUAAUGGAUUCUCCAUCACACUUAGAGAAGAUGGUGUUCGUGGUCUGGCCAGAGGAUGGGCUCCAACAUUCAUUGGCUACUCUAUGCAGGGACUCUGCAAGUUUGGUUUUUAUGAAGCCUUCAAAGUCUUGUAUAGCAACAUUCUUGGUGAGGAAAACAGUUACCUCUGGCGUACGUCCCUGUAUUUAGCUGCUUCGGCCAGUGCUGAAUUCUUUGCUGAUAUUGCCCUGGCUCCUAUGGAAGCUGCCAAGGUCAGAAUUCAGACCCAGCCAGGCUAUGCCAACACCCUAAGGGAGGCUGCUCCAAAAAUGUUUAAAGAAGAGGGCCUGUUUGCAUUCUACAAGGGAGUUGCUCCUUUAUGGAUGAGACAGAUACCGUACACCAUGAUGAAGUUUGCUUGCUUUGAGCGCACUGUCGAGGCCCUGUACAAGUAUGUUGUUCCGAAGCCUAGAAGUGAGUGCUCAAAGGGAGAACAGCUGGUUGUAACAUUUGUGGCAGGUUACAUAGCUGGUGUCUUCUGUGCCAUUGUAUCUCACCCUGCUGACUCAGUGGUGUCUGUGCUGAACAAGGAAAAGGGCAGCUCAGCUUCACAAGUCCUCCAAAGGCUUGGAUUCAGAGGGGUAUGGAAGGGGCUCUUUGCCCGUAUCAUCAUGAUUGGUACCCUGACUGCACUACAGUGGUUUAUCUAUGACUCCGUGAAAGUCUACUUCAGACUUCCCCGUCCUCCUCCUCCUGAGAUGCCAGAAUCUCUGAAGAAGAAGCUUGGGUUGAAAUAAUAGACAAAUCAAGACUUAACUAUGGACUGAAUCUGCUUGCUGACCAGUGUUGAGCAAAUAUAAAAGAAACUUUUAUAUAUUUGACUGUGUAGAUUGUCUCUUCCUGAUGUAAUUAUUGGUUGUACCUUUGCCUAAUGCAGAGGUUUCAAAAUUUAACUGUUGCAAUAAACCAACUAUUCGUG
This is a messenger RNA of Gracilinanus agilis (Agile Gracile Mouse Opossum), 1365 nucleotides long. RefSeq names its product solute carrier family 25 member 3 (gene SLC25A3). Gene Ontology annotation, cellular component: mitochondrial inner membrane. The record is from RefSeq and is a predicted model, not a curated record. Lineage: Eukaryota; Metazoa; Chordata; Mammalia; Didelphimorphia; Didelphidae. Gene Ontology annotation, biological process: mitochondrial phosphate ion transmembrane transport. The transcript is spliced from 8 exons. Gene Ontology annotation, molecular function: phosphate transmembrane transporter activity. The coding region runs from base 98 to 1183 and encodes 361 amino acids.